GGUGAGAGCCACAGGACUCAUUCUGUCCUCCAGCCCACCCACACACACUCUGAGAGCCAGAGAGAGAGAGUGAGAUAGAGAGGUGUAGCAAGGAGAGAGAGAGAAGGGGUGUUGCGAAUAGAGAAAGAUAGCAAGGAAAGAGAGAGAGAGAGAGAUUUUUGUGCAAAGGACUAAAAGAGAAAGAGAGUUAGAGAACAGGAGGAUUUUCUGGCUUUUCUCUCAGAGCUGCAGAUAGAACCGGGAGAAGAGAAAACAGAAAGAUGGCAGAAGGAGGAGAAGGAGAGGAGGAGAUUCAGUUCCUUCGCACGGAUGACCAGGUGGUGCUACAGUGCACUGCUUCUGUCCUGAAGGAGCAGAUCAAACUGUGUCUGGCCUGUGAGGGCUUCGGGAAUCGACUAUGUUACCUGGAGACCACGUCCAACGCUCAGAACUGUCCACCAGAUCUGGCCAUCUGUGCCUUCGUCCUGGAACAGUCCCUGUCUGUACGUGCCCUGCAGGAGAUGCUGGCUAACACCGUGGACAUGAGUGAGUCAUCCCAAGGAGGAGGCCACCGCACGCUGCUGUACGGCCAUGCUAUCCUGCUCAGACACUACCACUCUAGCAUGUAUCUGAGCUGCCUGACGACGUCUCGGUCACUAACAGAUAAGCUGUCCUUCGAUGUGGGCCUGCAAGAAGACUGCGUAGGCGAGGCGUGUUGGUGGACGAUUCACCCAGCGUCCAAACAGAGGUCAGAGGGAGAGAAGGUCAGGGUAGGAGAUGACCUCAUCCUGGUCAGCGUCUCCUCAGAGAGAUACCUUCAUCUGUCCUAUGCCAGUGGUGAUCUGAUGGUGGAUGCGUCCUUCAUGCAGACUCUAUGGAACAUGAACCCUGUGUGUUCAGGCUGCGAGCUGGCUGAGGGCUUCCUGGCCGGUGGUCAAGUCCUCAGACUGUUCCACGGUCACAUGGAUGAGUGUCUGGCCAUCUCCAUGCCUGACGACGGGGACGACAAACGCAGCACCGCCCACUAUGAAGGAGGAGCAGUGUGUAGCCAGGCCCGUUCUUUAUGGAGACUGGAGCCUCUGAGAAUAAGCUGGAGCGGCAGCCACAUGAAGUGUGGCCAGUCGUUCCGUGUGCGCCACAUCACCACGGGCCGUUACCUCUGUCUGGACGAGGAGAAGGGCCUAAUGGUCCUCGACCCUGAGAGGGCCAACACCAAACUGUCUGCCUUCAGCUUCCGCGUGUCAAAGGAGAAGGUGGAACAGGCUCGUAAGCGAGACGUGGAGGGAAUGGGCAUCCCAGAGAUCAAGUAUGGAGAGUCCAUGUGUUUUGUCCAGCACGUGUCCACCAGCCUGUGGCUUACCUACGCCUCCCUGGAUGCUAAGGCUGCUCGCCUGGGGACCAUGAAGAGGAAGGCCAUUCUGCACCAGGAGGGUCACAUGGACGAUGCCCUGACUGUGGCCCGGUCCCAGACAGAGGAGUCUCAGGCUGCUAGGAUGAUCUUUAGCACCACAGGACUCUUCAGGCAGUUCAUCAAGGGUCUGGACUCCCUGCAGGGGAAGAAUAAGUCCCCUGUCCCCGUGCCUCUACCUCUGGACGGGGUCGUCCUCUCCCUGCAGGACCUUAUCUUCUACUUCCGCCCCCCCGAAGACGAGCUGGAACACGAGGAGAAACAGACAAAGCUGCGCUCCCUCCGAAACCGACAGAACCUCUUCCAAGAGGAGGGUAUGAUCACCAUCGUGCUAGAGUGUAUCGACCGUCUGAACGUUUACAACACUGCUGCUCACUUCUCUGAGUUCGCCGGAGAGGAGGCGGCUGAGUCCUGGAAGGAGAUUGUCAACUUGCUCUAUGAGCUGCUGGCCUCUCUGAUCAGGGGGAACCGUUCUAACUGUGCGCUGUUCUGUGAUAACCUGGACUGGCUGGUCAGCAAACUGGACCGGUUGGAGGCCUCUUCAGGUAUCUUGGAGGUGUUGCACUGUGUCCUGAUUGAGAGUCCAGAGGUUCUGAACAUCAUUCAGGAGAACCACAUCAAAUCUAUCAUCUCUUUGCUGGACAAACAUGGCAGAAACCACAAGGUGUUGGACGUGCUCCGGUCUCUUUGUGUGUGUAACGGUGUGGCUGUAAGGUCCAAUCAGAACCUCAUCACAGAGAAUCUAUUUCCAGGUCGUGAUCUCCUAUUGCAGACCAACAUCGUCAACUAUGUAACCAGUGUGAGGCCCAACAUCUUCCUGGGAACCUGCGAAGGCUCUACUCAGUAUAAGAAGUGGUACUUUGAGAUGAUGGUAGACUAUGUGGAGCCUUUCGUGACAGCCACACCCUCUCACCUGCGUGUGGGCUGGGCCCUGACAGAGGGGUAUUCCCCCUAUCCUGGGGGCGGAGAGGGCUGGGGUGGCAACGGGGUGGGGGAUGACCUCUACUCGUACGGCUUCGAUGGACUGCACCUGUGGUCAGGUCACGUCCCCCGCCAGGUGGCGUCGCCCAAUCAGCAUGCCCUAGCAGCUGAUGAUGUGGUGUCGUGCUGCCUGGAUCUGAGCGUGCCCAGUAUCUCGUUCCGGGUCAACGGCCACCCGGUCCAGGGCAUGUUCGAGAACUUCAACGUAGAUGGACUGUUCUUCCCCGUCAUCAGUUUCUCUGCUGGAGUCAAAGCUCGUUUACUGUUGGGUGGUCGCCAUGGAGACUUUAAGUUCCUGCCCCCCCCGGGCUAUGCGCCGUGCUACGAGGCUCUGCUACCCAAGGACAGGAUGAGGAUCGAACCCAUCAAGGAGUACAAACACGACUUUGACGGAGUCCGAAACUUGCUGGGGCCAACCCAGUCCCUCACACACACCUCCUUUACCCCCAAUCCCGUAGACACUGCUCAGAUCGUGUUGCCGCCCCACCUGGAGAAGAUCAGGGAGAAGCUGGCAGAGAACAUCCACUCGCUGUGGGCCAUCACGCGCAUCGAGCAGGGCUGGACUUACGGAAUAUUCAGAGACGACAACAAGAAGCUGCAUCCCUGUCUGGUCGACUUCCAGACCCUUCCUGAACCUGAGAGGAACUACAAUCUGCAGAUGUCUGGGGAAACACUUAAGACUCUGCUGGCUCUGGGCUGCCAUGUGGGCAUGGGGGAUGAGAAGGCAGAGGAGAACCUGAAGAUCAUCAAAAUGCCAAAGACCUAUAUAAUGAGCAAUGGAUUUAAGCCCGCCCCCCUGGAUCUGAACCACGUCAAGCUGACGCCCAAUCAAAACCAGCUGGUGGAGAAGCUGGCAGAGAACGGUCACAACGUGUGGGCACGGGACCGCGUGCGCCAGGGUUGGACGUACAGCAUCGUGCAGGACAUCAUGAACAAGCGGAACCCUCGUCUGGUUCCUUAUAACCUGCUGGAUGAGAGAACCAAGAAGACCAACCGAGACAGCGUCAACAACGCUGUACGCACUCUCAUUGGCUACGGAUACAACAUCGAGCCUCCAGACCAGGAGAGCACUGGCCUCGGCCUGGAUGACGUGCGUGGGGAUAAGGUGCGUAUCUUCCGUGCUGAGAAGUCCUACGCGGUCACGUCUGGGAAGUGGUACUUUGAGUUUGAGGCGGUGACGACCGAAGAGAUGAGAGUGGGCUGGGCCCGACCCAACGUCAGGGCUGACAAUGAGCUGGGAGCAGACGAGCUGGCCUGGGUCUUCAACGGAAAAACGGCCCAGCGCUGGCACGUGGGUAAUGACCCGUUUGGUCGCCAGUGGCAGUCGGGUGACGUGGUGGGGUGUAUGAUCGACCUGACCGAACAAAACAUCAUGUUCACCCUGAACGGAGAGAUGCUCAUCAGCGACUCUGGCUCGGACAUGGCUUUCAAGGACAUCGAGAUAGGAGAAGGCUUCAUCCCAGUGUGCACCCUGGGCCUGUCCCAGGUGGGCAGGAUCAACCUGGGUCAGAACGUCAGCAGUCUGCGCUACUUCGCCAUCUGUGGUCUCCAGGAGGGCUUCGAACCAUUUGCCAUCAACAUGAAGAGAGACAUUACCAUGUGGUUCAGCAAGAGCCUGCCACAGUUCGCCCCUGUGCCAACUAACCACCAACACAUUGAGGUGUCCCGCGUGGACGGGACAGUGGACAGCGCUCCCUGCCUGAAGCUGACCCACAAGACGUUCGGUUCCCAGAAUGCCAACACUGACAUGCUGUUCCUCCGCCUGAGCAUGCCCGUGGAGUUUGACGAGGUCUUCAAGAUCACAGCCGGGACCACGCCGCUGACCCGCACGUUGACCAUCCACGAGGACGAGGUUCUGGAGGUGGAGCCGGACUCGGAGUUUGAGGUUCUGAAGAAGUCAGCCAGUAAGAAGGAGCAGGAAGAGAAGGAAAAGGAACCAUCUGUCGCCAAGGAGACGCCCGAGAUAGAAAAGGACGCGAUGUCAGAGAAGGGCAAGAAGAGAGGGUUGUUUGCUAGGGCUAAGAAGGCAGCUACCAUCAACCCUCCCCCAACCCCUCCCUUGGUGCCACGGUUACAGCAGGACGUGGUCCCAGAUGACAGAGAUGAUGUGGAGAUUAUCCAGAAUACCACCACGUACUACUACUCGGUGAGAAUCUUCGCUGGCCAGGAGCCCACUGGGGUGUGGAUCGGCUGGGUAACCCCCGACUACCACAUGUACGACCCCAACUUUGACCUCUCCAAGGUCCGGAACGUCACCUUAACCGUGGGAGACGACAAGGGCAACAUCCACGACAGUAUGAAGCAUAGUAACUGCUACAUGGUGUGGGGAGGAGACUUCGGCAACAGCUCCCAGCAGGCCAGGUUCAGCCAGGAGGACACUGUGGUUGGCUGCCUGGUCGACCUGGCAACAGGCCUCAUGACAUUCACAGCCAAUGGGAAGGAGAUAAACACCUUCUACCAGGUGGAGCCCAACACAAAGCUGUUUCCUGCUGUGUUCGUCCAGCCCUCCAGUCAGAACAUGGUACAGCUGGAGCUGGGGAAACUUAAGAACAUCAUGCCAAUCUCAGCAGCCAUGUUCCGUAGUGAGCGUAAGAACCCAGUGCCCCAGUGCCCACCCCGACUGGACAUCCAGAUGUUGACCCCCGUCAUCUGGUCCCGCAUGCCCAACCACUUCCUGGACCCAGAGGUCGGCAGGGUCAGCGAGAGGCUGGGCUGGAUGGUGGAGUGUACCGAACCCCUCACUAUGAUGGCCCUGCAUAUACCUGAGGAGAACAGGUGUAUAGACAUCCUGGAGUUGUCUGAGCGCCUGGAUCUACUGAAGUUCCACUUCCAUACUCUGAUGUUGUACUGUGCUGUCUGCGCUCUGGGCAACAACCGUGUAGCACACGCCCUCUGCUCGCACGUUGACGAAUCACAGCUCUUCUACGCCAUGGAGAACACCUACCUGCCCGGUCCCCUUCGCAGCGGGUUCUACGACCUGCUGAUCUCCAUCCACCUGGAGUCAGCUAAGCGGGCACGGCUGGGCACCAACCGGGAGUUCAUUGUGCCCAUGUCCGCCGAGACGCUCAGCAUCACCCUGUACCCUGACGCUGAGAAGGCCUCUGACCUUCCUGGGGUGGGGUUAACUACCUGUCUUAGACCCAAGCUGCACUUCUCAACCAUCAACUUUGUUGGGACGGAUCCUGACCUGUACACUCUCAGCCCCGUCUUCCCUCUUCAGGAACUGAAGACGAAAGCCAUCAGCAUGUUGACAGAGGCGGUUCUGGAUGGUAGCCAGGCUAUGAGAGACCCAGUAGGGGGCAGCGUAGAGUUCCACUUCGUCCCCAUCCUGAAGCUCAUCAGCACUCUCCUCAUCAUGGGCAUCUUCAACGAUGAAGACGUUAAACACAUCCUCAAGAUGAUUGACCCCAAUGUGUUCGCAGGGAAGAAAGAGGAGGUGGAGGAGGGAGACAAGGCAGAGGAAGAGGGUGAAGAAGUGAAGGAGAAAGAAGAGGAGGCAGAUGAUGAAGGAGUAGGGGAGGAGGAAGAAGAGGAUGAGGAACUGAAACACCUAGAGAAAGAAGAGGGGGAGGAGGAGGAGGAGGAGGAAGGGGAGAAGGAACACGAGGAGGAGGAGAAGGAGAAAGAGGAAGACGGGGAGGAAAAUGUGAUGACAGAAGAGGAGGCAGCGGCGAUCGAGUUGGAGCUGGAGAAGGAAGAGGCGGCUUUGGAGGAGGGACUACUGCAGAUGAAACUGCCAGAGUCUGUCAAACUGCAGAUGUGUACGCUGCUGCAGUACUUCUGUGACUGUGAACUGAGGCACAGAGUGGAGGCUAUCGUGGCGUACUCGGAUCAGUUUGUCAACGCCAUUCAGACCAAUCAGAGAGUUCGCUACAACCUGCUGAUGCAGGCCUUCUCCAUGAGCGCUGCGGAAACCGCACGCAAGACACGAGAGUUCCGCUCCCCACCUCAGGACCAGGUGAUCCUGCUGACUAACUUCAAGCAUGGUCCGGAGGAGGAGGAGUGCCCAGUACCGGAGGAGACCAGAGACACACUGACCGAAUUCCACACUGACAUCCUUAUACAUUGUGGCGUGCACAUCGAGGCGGAAGAGGAGGAGGAGGAGGUGGACACCUCUCUGAGAGGGCGCCUUGGCCGGCUGUUGGGCAAGGUGAAUAACUUGAGGAAGAAAAAGGAGGUGGUGGAGGAGCCAGAAGAGGAGGAGGAGGUCAAACCCAGCACUCUCCAGGAGUUGAUCUCCCAUACCAUGAUCCACUGGGCCCAAGAGGCCUUCAUUCAGAACCCUGAGCUGGUGCGCCUGAUGUUCAGCCUGCUCCACAGGCAGUAUGAUGGGCUGGGAGAGCUGACCAGAGCCCUGCCUAAAGCCUACGCCAUCAACGCUGUGUCUGUCCAGGACACAAUGGACUUGUUGGAGUGCUUGGGCCAGAUCAGAUCUCUGCUCAUCGUUCAGAUGGGCCCCGAGGAGGAGAGGCUCAUGAUCCAGAGCAUCGGGAACAUCAUGAACAACAAGGUGUUCUACCAGCACCCUAACCUGAUGAGGGCUCUGGGGAUGCACGAGACUGUCAUGGAGGUGAUGGUCAACGUGCUGGGAGGAGGUGGGGAUUCCAAGGAGAUCCGGUUCCCCCAGAUGGUGACCAACUGCUGUCGGUUCCUGUGUUACUUCUGUCGCAUCAGCCGUCAGAACCAGAGGUCCAUGUUUGAUCACCUCAGCUACCUGCUGCAGAACAGCGGCAUCGGCCUAGGUAUGCGUGGCUCCACCCCUCUGGACGUGGCUGCAGCUUCCUGCAUCGACAACAACGAGCUGGCCUUAGCUCUACAGGAGCAGGACUUGGAGAAGGUGGUGACUUAUCUGGCGGGCUGUGGACUACAGAGCUGUCCCAUGCUCCUAUCUAAGGGUUACCCUGACAUCGGCUGGAAUCCCUGUGGGGGAGAGAAAUACCUGGACUUCCUGCGCUUUGCCGUCUUUGUCAACGGAGAGAGUGUGGAGGAGAAUGCCAACGUGGUGGUGCGUCUACUGAUUCGUCGGCCAGAGUGUUUUGGCCCCGCCCUGAGAGGAGAGGGGGGUGCUGGUCUGCUGGCGGCAAUAGAGGAGGCCAUCAAGAUCUCAGAGGACCCAGCCAGGGACGGACCUACUGUCAAGAAGGACAGGCGGUUCCCCAUGUUUGGUGGGGAGGAGCAACAAGAGGAGAACCGCGUCCAUCUUGGAAACGCCAUCAUGUCCUUCUACUCUGCCCUCAUUGAUCUGCUGGGACGCUGUGCACCUGAGAUGCACUUGAUCCAGGCGGGUAAAGGUGAGGCUCUGAGGAUCCGGGCCAUCCUGAGAUCUCUGGUUCCUAUAGAAGACCUGGUGGGAGUCAUCAGUCUGUCUGUACAGAUACCUGACUACGGGAAAGAUGGUCACACCAUAGAGCCUAAGAUGUCUGCGAGCUUCGUCCCGGACCACAAGGCGUCCAUGGUGCUGUUCCUGGACCGUGUGUAUGGUAUCGACAACCAGGACUUCCUGCUUCAUGUUCUGGAGGUGGGCUUCCUGCCAGACAUGAGAGCUGCCGCAUCCCUGGACACGCUGGCAUUCAGCACCACAGAGAUGGCUCUGGCUCUGAACCGCUACCUGUGUUCCGCUGUGCUGCCCCUCAUCACCAAGUGUGCCCCUCUGUUCGCGGGCACCGACCACCGCGCCAUCAUGAUUGACUCCAUGUUGCACACCAUCUAUAGGCUGUCGCGCGGGCGAGCCCUCACCAAGGCUCAGAGAGACGUCAUCGAGGAGUGCCUCAUGUCCCUCGUCAAGUACCUUCGGCCUUCUAUGCUGCAGCAUCUGCUGAGGAAGCUGGUGUUUGACGUGCCAAUACUCAACGAGUUUGCUAAGAUGCCUCUGAAGCUCCUGACCAAUCACUAUGAGCGUUGUUGGAAGUACUACUGCCUGCCUAACGGUUGGGCCAACUUUGGGGUGUCGUCAGAGGAGGAGCUGCACCUGUCGCGGAAACUCUUCUGGGGAAUCUUCGAGUCUCUGGCGCACAAGAAAUUCGAUGCCGAGCUGUUUAAGAUUGCCAUGCCAUGUAUCUGUGCCAUCGCUGGCGCCAUCCCCCCUGACUAUGUGGACGCCAGCUACUCCUCCAACACGGAGAAGAAGGCUUCGGUGGACGCCGAGGGGAACUUUGACCCCAAACCCGUGGAGACCACCAACACCAUUAUCCCAGAGAAGCUGGAUGCCUUCAUCAACAAGUAUGCAGAACACACUCACGACAAGUGGGCCUUCGAAAAGAUCCAGAACAACUGGUCGUACGGAGAGGUGCUGGAUGAAAACGCCAAGACACACCCCAUGCUGCGUCCCUACAAGACCUUCUCCGAGAAGGACAAGGAGAUCUACCGUUGGCCCAUCAAGGAGUCCGUUAAGGCCAUGCUGGCCUGGGAGUGGACGAUGGAGAAGGCUCAAGCAGGGGAGGGAGAGAAGGUGGAGCUGAAGACCAGCACACGGAAGAUCUCCCAGACUGCUCAGGCGACCUAUGACCCCAGCCAUGGCUACAGCCCUUCGCCUGUGGACAUCACUGCCAUGGCGCUGUCCAGAGAGCUGCAGUCCAUGGCUGAGCAGCUGGCUGAAAACUACCACAACACCUGGGGCAGGAAGAAGAAGAUGGAGCUGAUGGGAAAAGGUGGCGGUUCCCAUCCCCUGCUGGUUCCCUAUGACACCUUGACGGCUAAGGAGAAGGCCAGAGACAGAGAGAAAGCCCAGGACCUUCUCAAGUUCCUGCAGCUCAACGGAUAUGCCGUCACUAGGGGCCCAAAGGACAUGGAACAGGACAUCUCCUCCAUAGAGAAGAGGUUUGCCUAUGGUUUCCUCCAGAAGCUACUGAAGUGGAUGGAUAUUGCCCAGGAGUUCAUCGCCCAUCUGGAGGCUGUGGUUAGCAGUGGCAGAGUGGAGAAGUCUCCACACGAACAGGAGAUCAAGUUCUUUGCCAAAAUUCUCCUGCCGCUGGUCAACCAAUACUUUAAGAACCACUGCCUCUACUUCCUCUCCACGCCUGCCAAGUUGCUGGGCAGUGGAGGCCACUCCUCCAACAAGGAGAAGGAAAUGAUCGCCAGUAUCUUCUGUAAGUUGGCAGCUCUGGUGAGACACAGAGUAUCUCUCUUUGGAACGGAUGCUGGCGCGGUGGUGAAUUGUCUGCACAUCCUGUCACGAUCACUGGACGCCAGGACGGUAAUGAAGUCAGGUCCUGAGAUUGUGAAGGCAGGACUGCGUCAGUUCUUUGAGAGCGCUGCAGACGACAUCGAGAAGAUGGUGGAGAAUCUGAAGCUGGGCAAGGUUUCUAGCAGGAACCAGGUGAAGGGUGUGUCCCAGAACAUCAACUACACCACCAUCGCCCUGCUCCCUGUCCUGACCACCCUGUUCGACCACAUCGCCCAGCACCAGUUUGGGGACGACGUCAUCUUGGACGACCUCCAGAUCUCGUGUUACAGGAUCAUGUGUUCCAUCUACUCGCUGGGCACCGUCAAGACGCCUCACGCUGAGAAGCAGAGGCCGGCUCUGGGGGAGUGUCUGGCUAAUCUUGCCGCGGCCAUGCCUGUCGCCUACCUGGAGCCCGGCCUCAACGAGUACAACGCCUACUCUGUGUACACCACGAAGACACCCAGAGAGAGAGGCAUCCUGGGCCUGCCCAACCAAGUAGAGGAGCUGUGUACGGACAUCCCAGAGCUAGAUGUCCUGAUGAAGGAGAUCGGGGACCUGGCAGAGUCAGGGGCUCGCUACACUGAGAUGCCCCACGUUAUCGAGAUCACCCUGCCCAUGCUGUGUAACUACCUUCCCCGUUGGUGGGAAAGAGGUCUGGAGAACUACCCCGACCUGGACGGUCAGCUCUGUACUGACGUCACCUCAGAACAACUCAACCAGUUGCUGGGCAACAUCAUGAAGAUAGUGGUGAAUAAUCUGGGGAUAGACGAAGCCUCCUGGAUGAAACGCCUGGCAGUGUUUGCCCAGCCCAUCGUUAGCAGGGCCAAGCCUGAGAUGUUGAAGUCUCAUUUCAUCCCGACCAUGGAGAAACUGAAGAAACGCAGUGGGAAGGUAGUGGCUGAGGAGGAGCAGCUGAGACUGGAGGGGAAGUCUGAGGUGGACAGUGAGGAAGGAACCAUUAGGGAUGAGUUUGCUGUUCUCUGCAGAGACCUCUACGCUCUGUACCCUCUACUGAUCAGAUAUGUGGAUAACAACAGGGCUCGAUGGUUGACCUGUCCAGACCCAGAUGCUGAGGAACUCUUCAGGAUGGUUGGAGAGGUGUUCAUCUUCUGGUCCAAGUCUCAUAACUUCAAGCGUGAGGAGCAGAACUUUGUGGUAAUGAAUGAGAUCAACAACAUGUCUUUCCUGACCGCUGACAGCAAGAGUAAGAUGAGCAAGGCCGGCGGGGAAGAGGCUGGAGGUUCUGAUGUGGAGCGUACCAAGAAGAAGCGAAGGGGGGACCGCUAUUCGGUGCAGACAUCUCUGAUCGUAGCGGCGCUGAAGAAGAUGCUUCCUAUUGGCCUCAACAUGUGUUCCCCUGCUGACCAGGAACUGAUUAACCUGGCCAAGAUACGCUACAGCCUGAAAGACACAGACGAGGAGGUGAGAGAGUUUCUACAGAACAACAUGCAUCUGCAGGGCAAGGUGGAGGACCCGUCAAUGCGCUGGCAGAUGGCGCUGUAUAAGGAGACGUCAGGGAAGGCUGAGGAUGCUGAGGACCCCGAGAAGGUGGUCAAGAGAGUCCAGGAGGUGUCCGCUGUCCUCUACCACAUAGAGGUGACGGAGCACCCGUACAAGUCUAAGAAGAUGGUUUGGCACAAGCUGCUCUCUAAACAACGACGCAAAGCCGUUGUGGCCUGCUUCAGGAUGUCACCCCUCUACAACAUCCCCAGGCACCGGGGGUCCAACAUGUUCCUGAAUGGGUACAAGAGGAACUGGCUGCAGACUGAAGGAUACCAGUUUGAAGACCGUAUGAUCGACGACUUGUCUAAAGCCAUGGAGGAGGAGGAGCUGGGAGAAGAGGGAGAGGAAGAGGCAGAAACUAAACCUGACCCUCUGCAUCAGCUCAUCCUACACUUCAGCCGGACCGCUCUCACGGAGAAGAGCAAACUGGAAGUAGACUACUUAUACAUGGCUUAUGCUGACAUUAUGGCCAAGAGUUGCCACAUCGGUGAGGAGGAGGAGGGGGAAGAGGAGGAGGCCUUUGAAGUGACCCAGACUGAGAUGGAGAAGGAGAUGGAGAAGCAGAGGCUCCUGUAUCAGCAGUCCCGGCUCCACAACAGAGGAGCUGCAGAGAUGGUGCUGCAGAUGAUCAGUGCCUGCAGAGGUGAGACUGGGGCGAUGGUGUCCUCCACCCUCAAGCUGGGUAUCUCAAUCCUCAACACAGGCAACUGUGACGUACAACAGAGGAUGCUGGACUACCUGAAGGACAAAAAGGAUGUGGGCUUCUUCCUGAGUAUUCAGGCUCUGAUGCAGACCUGCAGCGUUCUAGACCUGAAUGCCUUUGAGAGACAGAACAAGGCAGAGGGGCUUGGUAUGGUGUCAGAGGAGGGAUCAAAUAUGAAGCUAGAACGUGAUGAGAAGGUGAUGGCGGAUGAUGAGUUUACCUGUGACCUGUUCCGCUUCCUGCAGCUGCUCUGUGAGGGACACAACAACGAUUUCCAGAACUACCUGCGUACCCAGACUGGCAGCACCACCACCAUCAACAUCAUCAUCUGCACUGUGGACUACCUGCUCCGUCUGCAGGAGUCUAUCAGUGAUUUCUACUGGUACUACUCUGGGAAGGACAUCAUAGACGAGCCAGGAAAGAGGAACUUCUCCAAGGCCAUGAUUGUGGCUAAACAGGUGUUCAACAGUCUGACUGAGUAUAUCCAGGGUCCAUGUACGGGGAACCAGCAGUCUUUGGCCCACAGCAGGUUGUGGGAUGCUGUGGUUGGCUUCCUGCACGUCUUUGCUCACAUGAUGAUGAAGCUGGCUCAGAUGCAAGCCGACCCCGGACUUCGACUUGGCGAUCGAUUCUGGAGUAGAACCCACUACGAGGACUCCAGUCAGAUUGGUCUGCUGAAGGAACUCCUGGACCUGCAGAAAGACAUGGUGGUCAUGCUGUUGUCUCUACUGGAAGGCAACGUGGUGAACGGCACCAUCGCCCGUCAGAUGGUGGACAUGCUAGUGGAGUCCUCCAGUAACGUGGAGAUGAUCCUCAAGUUCUUCGACAUGUUCCUCAAGCUGAAGGACAUCACGGGGUCUGACGCCUUCCGAGACUACGUGACCGACCCCCGAGGCCUCAUCUCCAAGAAGGACUUCUACAAGGCCAUGGACAGCCAGAAGCAGUACUCUCCGUCUGAGAUCCAGUUCCUUCUGUCUUGUUCCGAGGCCGACGAGAACGAGAUGAUCAACUUUGAGGAAUUCGCCGACCGCUUCCAGGAGCCGGCCAAGGACAUCGGGUUCAACAUCGCCGUACUGCUCACCAACCUGUCUGAGCACGUACCCCACGAUACGCGACUACAGAACUUUCUUGAGCAAGCCGAGAGCGUCCUCAACUACUUUAGACCCUUCCUUGGCCGGAUAGAGAUCAUGGGAGCGAGCAGGAAAAUCGAGAGGAUCUAUUUUGAGAUCAGCGAGGCCAACAGGAACCAGUGGGAGAUGCCGCAGGUCAGAGAGUCCAAGAGACAGUUCAUCUUCGACGUGGUGAACGAGGGCGGGGAGAGCGAGAAGAUGGAGUUGUUUGUCAACUUCUGCGAGGACACCAUCUUUGAGAUGAACAUCGCCUCACAGAUUUCUGAGGAGGAGGAAGAGGAGGUGGUAGACUCAGAGGAUGAAGAGGAAGAAGGAGGAGGAGGAGGAGGAGAGUUGGACGAAAAUGGAGAAGAGAUUGCUCCCGAGUCGAGCUCGGCGUUCUCUGACUUCCUGACAAGCGUGGUGAACUUCUUCAACAUGUUCACCUUCAGGAAUCUACGGCGGCGCUACCGCAAGCUUAGGAAGAUGACUCUGAAGGAUAUGGUGGUGGGCUUGGCCACGUUCAUCUACACCAUCCUGUUUGGUAUCCUGUCUUUCAUCUACAGUGUGUGUAAGGGCUUCUUCAUGCUGAUCUGGAGCACCCUGUUUGGAGGAGAACUGGUAGAGGGUGCCAAGAAGAUCACGGUGACUGAGCUUUUGGCCAGUAUGCCGGACCCAACGCAAGAUGAGGUGCACGAUGAACUGCCACCUGAGCCAGGUGCCGACGAGGGUCAGGAGGGGAUAGACGGAGGAGAGGAAAGAGACGUGGGAGGAGGAGAGGAAGGAGAGGAGGGAGGGGAUGGUGAGGAGAAGGAGGGAGGACGGAUGCCUGGGUUCGACACCCCUGGAGGGCUGGGAGACUUUGGGGAGACCACAACUGUAGAGCCCCCUACUCCAGAAGGAACCCCACUGCUCAAGAGGAAACUGCUGGAAGCAACGUCCGGAGGAGAGGGUGAAGAAAUACAAGAGCCAGAACCAGAGGAAGAGACACCCCCAGAGGAGGAGAAGGCUGACAAUGAGAAUGGAGAGAAGGCAGAGAAGGAGGCUGAGCCCGUGGUAAAAGAGGAAGAACCGGAAGUGAAGGAGGAAACAUUGAAGACGAAGGCAAAGAAGGAGAAGAAACCUGCGGAGGAGGGCUAUGAGCUUUGGAACGAGCUGGAGAUCCAGAGGAUCAAAUUCAUGAACUAUCUGUCUCGUAACUUCUACAACCUGCGCUUCCUGGCUCUCUUCAUCGCCUUUGCCCUCAACUUCAUCCUGCUCUUCUACAAGGUUGGAUAUGAUGUAGAGGAGGGGUCAGAAGACAUUGAGGGCUCCGCCCUGUUCGAGGGCUCCGCCGCGUUCGAGGGUUCUGGGUUGUUCGAGGGUUCCGGAGCUGUGGACGAGGGUGGUUCUGGGAUUGAUCCAUUUGACGAUGGUGGUGAUGACGACGGUGGCGAUGAUGAUGAUGAGGAGGAAGGACCAUUUUUUUUCUACUUGGAGGAGAGUACAGGCUACAUGCAGCCCUGUUUGUCCAUGCUGGCCAUCAUACACACUGUCAUCGCUUUCCUCUGUAUCAUCGGAUACAACUGCCUCAAGGUUCCUCUGGUCAUCUUUAAGAGGGAAAAGGAGCUGGCUAGGAAGCUGGAGUUUGAUGGUCUGUAUGUCACCGAGCAACCAGAAGACGAUGACAUCAAGGGACAGUGGGACAGACUGGUGCUCAACACCCCGUCAUUCCCUAACAACUACUGGGACAAGUUUGUGAAGACAAAGGUGCUUGCUAAGUACGGGGACAUAUACGGUAGGGAGAGGAUCGCAGAGCUGCUUGGGAUGGACCUGGCCUCUCUGGACGUCAGCGCCAUGACACAAGAGAAGAAACCCGAACCAGAAAGUGGCAUGUUAAGCUGGAUUAUCUCCAUUGAUAUCAAAUACCAGAUUUGGAAGUUCGGGGUGGUCUUCACUGACAACACGUUCCUCUAUCUAGUCUGGUACAUGGUCAUGUCUCUGCUGGGACACUUCAACAACUUCUUCUUCGCCUGUCACUUGAUGGACAUCGCCGUUGGUGUGAAAGAUUUGCGCACCAUCCUCUCCUCCGUCACACACAACGGCAAACAGCUGAUGAUGACUGUAGGUCUACUGGCUGUGGUGGUGUAUCUCUACACCGUGGUGGCGUUCAACUUCUUCAGGAAGUUCUACAACAUGAGCGAGGACGAGGAUGAACCGGACAUGAAGUGUGAUGACAUGAUGACCUGUUACCUGUUCCACAUGUACGUGGGUGUGCGUGCCGGCGGGGGAAUAGGAGACGAGAUCGAGGACCCGGCGGGCGAUGAGUACGAGCUCUACCGCGUCGUCUUCGACAUCACCUUCUUCUUCUUCGUAAUCGUCAUCCUGCUGGCUAUCAUCCAGGGUCUGAUCAUUGAUGCAUUUGGCGAGCUGAGAGACCAACAGGAGCAGGUCAGAGAGAACAUGGAGACGCAGUGCUUCAUCUGUGGUAUCGGUAGCGACUACUUUGAUACAACUCCUCAUGGCUUCGAAACGCACACCUUGGAAGAGCAUAACUUAGCCAACUAUAUGUUCUUCCUGAUGUACCUAAUCAAUAAAGAUGAAACGGAGCACACAGGACAGGAGUCGUAUGUGUGGAAGAUGUAUCAAGAGAGAUGCUGGGACUUCUUCCCUGCUGGAGACUGUUUCAGGAAGACGUAUGAGGAUCAGCUGGCCUAGUGGGAUAAAUCGUGUCUGUCUGGGUGGGAGAGAGAGAAGGAGAGAGAGAAGGAGAAAGUUAAGGAAAUAUAGAAGGUAUUAGAAGGUAUUAGGGAACAGAUGCGGGUUUGAAGGUUGUUCCUGUGUCAUAUUUCUCUGUGAUCUCCUGUCUUGACACACCUGCAGCAAUAUUCUGAUAGACUGAAUAAGAUGAUGAUCAGAGGAGAUGAAGAGUCCCAAGGGCUUUUAACCCUGUAAAUACACUUCAUGGCCUUUUUCUGUGUGAAAUAUAGAUAUGCUGUCUUGACUGAAUUCAAACACACACACACACACACACAUACACACACACACACACACAGCGCUGCCUCUCUGUCAGUGUGUGUUUCUGUAGAGCUGAAUACAGCAUAGUGCCUAACUCUCAUGGUAAACAAACGUGCUUUAAUGUCUUAAGUAGUGCUCUUUUCCUUAAUAUUAUUAUAAUCACUCUUGUUUGAGAUUGUAUUAAUAUAAAUGCCAUUAAUGUCCUCGUGUAAGAAUGUCUUGAUUUUUGUGUAUGCCUUUAAAUGAGCUAUUUCUGUAAUUGUUGGUGUAUUUCUCCCACUGCUUGAUAAUGAUCAGUGGGGGUGAGAGCAUUAGAUAGCAGUGCCUCUUCUGUCCACUAGGGAGCAGUCACACACCCCAGGUCUCUCCUCACUCUCUUUUUUUUCUCUCUAGAGAUUUUAUAACUGAUGUUGAUCUGGCUAUUAGCAGUCAAUCUGGAGUAAACAGGUUAGAGGCAGGUUGUCUGAUCCUACAGGACAAUAUGAUGACUUUAGACAAACCCUGUUUUUGCACUCUGAAGUCUUACGAUGUGUCUCUUCCUGUCUAUGACCUGUGUGAUCUGAUGUAGAGAUCCUAGUGGCUGACACGGACGGCACAGUGUUCUUAUUGGCUAUCACAGACCCCACAGUGUUCCUAUUGGCUAUCACAGACCACACAGUGUUCCUAUUGGCUAUCACAGACCGCACAGUGUUCUUAUUGGCUAUCACAGACCACACAGUGUUCUUAUUGGCUAUCACAGACCACACAGAGUUUCUAUUGGCUACCACAGACCACACAGUGUUCUAAUCGGCUACCACAGACCACUCCUAAAGACAUCUCUCCUAGACAUCUCUCCUAAAGACAUCUCUCCUAAAGACAUCUCUACUAAAGACAUCUCUCCUCAAGACAUCUCUACUAAAGACAUCUCUCCUAGACAUCUCUCCUGAAGACAUCUCUCCUAGACAUCUCUCCUAAAGACAUCUCUCCUAAAAGACAUCUCUCCUAGACAUCUCUCCUAAAGACAUCUCUCCUAAAGACAUCUCUCCUAGAGACAUCUUUCCUAAAGACAUCUCUCCUAAAGACAUCUCUCCUAGACAGCUCUCCUAAAGACAUCUCUCCUAAAGACAACUCUCCUAAAGACAUCUCUCCUAGACAUCUCUCCUAGAGACAUCUCUUCUAGACAUCUCUCCUAAAGACAUCUCUCCUAGAGACAUCUUUUCUGACAUCUCUCCUAAAGACAACUCUCCUAAAGACAACUCUCCUAAAGACAUCUCUCCUAGACAUCUCUCCUAGACAUCUCUCCUAGACAUCUCUCCUAAAGACAUCUCUCCUAGAGACAUCUCUCCUAGACAUCUCUCCUAAAGACAUCUCUCCUAAAGACAUCUCUCCUAGACAUCUCUUCCAAAGACAUCUCUCCUAAAGACAUCUCUCCUAGAGACAUAUCUCCUAGACAUCUCUCCUAAAGACAACUCUCCUAAACAUCUCCCCUAAAGACAACUCUCUUAAAGACAUCUCUCCUAAAGACAACUCUCCUAGAGACAUCUCUCCUAAAGACAUCUCUCCUAGACAUCUCUCCUAGAGACAUCUCUCCUAAAGACAUCUUUCCUAUAGACAUCUCUCCUAGAGACAUCUCUCCUAGACAUCUCUCCUAAAGACAACUCUCCUAAAGACAUCUCUCCUAGAGACAUCUCUCCUAGAGACAUCUCUCCUAAAGACAUAUCUCCUAGAUAUCUCUCCUAGAGACAUCUCUCCUAGACAUCUCUCCUAGACAUCUCUCCUAAAGACAUCUCUCCUAGACAUCUCUCCUAGACAUAUCUCUUGAAGACAUCUCUCCUAGACAUCUCUCCUAAAGACAUCUCUCCUAUAGACAUCUCUCCUAUAGACAUCUCUCCUAUAGACAUCUCUCCUAGACAACUCUCCUAAAGACAGGUCUUAUAGCCCCCUCGUAUUGACGCUGGGCUGACGCGUGUUCUAUACCAUCUUAAUGCACAGGGCUAAUACAGUGAAUAGUCAUUAUUAUAUUUAUUCAUGUCUACUCUAAAUGUUGUCCGUAGUGUGAUAAGGACAGCGCUACUCAGAAGGGCCGGACUAAAAAAUGACACAUUAACAUCAAAUAAAUAACAUAAGUGUAUUGUUUUAUUUAAGGCCUUCUCCGCUACUUUGUUCACAGUGAAUAAUAAUGAUACUUUACCUGUUAUGACGAAUACACAAGGGUUAAAAAGAUAGCUGAACGGAGACGAACACUGUAGCCAGUUUGCACCGAAAAGCUUUUGUGAUUUUUCUUCUGGCAGGUUAGAGUAUCAUAGUUAUUUUUUUUUGGGGGGGGGGGAGAAUGUGCAUAUUAUUUAAUUUUUCUCUGGAAGUAAAACCUCACGCGUGAUGUCAGACUGGUCUAGAAUAAGAAACCAGACAGAAACAUUACACACCGUCUCACACACACACAGGCUAACUCAUACACACUCUCUCUCCAUGUUGAGUAAUGUCCUGACUAACUUGUACUGUGUUAGGAGGAGAUGUGACUCCUGGAGUGUGUUACCACAGCGGUGUGUGUGUGUGUGUAAUUCACACGCAGGUGUAUACCUGUAUGUGUGGUGAUCCACGGAGGGCUGUGAUGAUGUAUUAGUAUGAGAUCACCUGUUGACUAUAAGAGUGUUGACCUGUUGACUAUAAGAGUGUUGACCUGUUGACUAUAAGAGUGUUGACCUGUUGACUCCUAUUGACUAUAAGAGUGUUGACCUGUUGACUAUAAGAGUGUUGACCUGUUGACUCCUGUUGACUAUAAGAGUGUUGACCUGUUGACUAUAAGAGUGUUGACCUGUUGACUCCUGUUGACUAUAAGAGUGUUGACCUGUUGACUAUAAGAGUGUUGACCUGUUGACUCCUAUUGACUAUAAGAGUGUUGACCUGUUGACUAUAAGAGUGUUGACCUGUUGACUCCUAUUGACUAUAAGAGUGUUGACCUGUUGACUAUAAGAGUGUUGACCUGUUGACUCCUGUUGACUAUAAGAGUGUUGACCUGUUGACUCCUAUUGACUAUAGAGUAUUGACCUGUUGACUCCUAUUGACUAUUAGAAUGUUGACCUGUUGACUAUUAGAAUGUUGACUCCUAUUGACUAUUAAAAUGUUGACCUGUUGACUAUUAGAAUGUUGAACUGUUGACUAUUAGAAUGUUGACCUGUUGACUAUUAGAAUGUUGACUUGUUGACUAUUAGAAUGUUGACCUCUUGACUAUUAGAAUGUUGACCUGUUGACCUGUUGACCAUUGGAAUGUUGACCUGUUGACUAUUGGAAUGUUGACCUGUUGACUAUUAGAAUGUUGAACUGUUGACUAUUAGAAUGUUGACUUGUUGACUAUUAGAAUGUUGACCUAUUGACUAUUAGAAUGUUGACCUGUUGACCUGUUGACCAUUGGGAUGUUGACCUGUUGACCUGUUGACCAUUGGAAUGUUGACCUGUUGACCUGUUGACCAUUGGAAUGUUGACCUGUUGACUAUUAGAAUGUUGACCUGUUGACUAUUAGAAUGUUGAACUGUUGACUAUUAGAAUGUUGACUUGUUGACUAUUAGAAUGUUGACCUAUUGACUAUUAGAAUGUUGACCUGUUGACCUGUUGACCAUUGGAAUGUUGACCUGUUGACUAUUAGAAUGUUGACCUGUUGACCUGUUGACCAUUGGAAUGUUGACCUGUUGACUAUUGGAAUGUUGACCUGUUGAUCUGUUGACUAUUAGAAUGUUGACCUGUUGACUAUUAGAAUGUUGACUUGUUGACUAUUAGAGUGUUGACUUGUUGACUAUUAGAGUGUUGACUUGUUGACUAUUAGAAUGUUGACCUGUUGACUAUUGGAAUGUUGACCCGUUGACCAUUAGAAUGUUGACCUGUUGACCUGUUGACUAUUAGAAUGUUGACCUGUUGACUAUUAGAAUGUUGACUUGUUGACUAUUAGAGUGUUGACUUGUUGACUAUUAGAGUGUUGACUUGUUGACUAUUAGAAUGUUGACCUGUUGACUAUUAGAAUGUUGACCCGUUGACCAUUAGAAUGUUGACCUGUUGACCUGUUGACUAUUAGAAUGUUGACCUGUUGACUAUUAGAAUGUUGACCAGUUGACUAUUAGAAUGUUGUUGCCUGACUGAAUCCUGUGUUUCAAUACAAGAUUAAUAAAUUGAACAGAUUAUUUUAAGAUGAA
This is a messenger RNA of Oncorhynchus mykiss (rainbow trout), 20005 nucleotides long. NCBI's taxonomy places the organism in Eukaryota, Metazoa, Chordata, Actinopteri, Salmoniformes, Salmonidae. The record is from RefSeq and is a predicted model, not a curated record.